AGAGUUCUAAGGUAUAUAAGGCGCGUAUGAUCGGAGUUUCGGUACUCCAUCCAUCAUGGUUCAGUCUAGAAUUGCUUUGGUGUGUUUGGUUGUCGUGUUGCCUUCGGUAGCUGGCUGGUGGUUAGCAAACCAGAACCAGAAUCUGAACAACAAUGUCAACGUAAACACAGGAUUUUAUGAUCCACCUCCUGCCCCUGCCCCAGAGCCCCCGGCACCAAAGCCAAAACAAGUGAUUCACGCCACCAAAGACCACGUUGUCAGCAUCAACUUUCACGCUCCCAUUAAGAACAAAUUCAUCCCAACACUGAACGUCGGAGGAUUUGGUGGACCUGCACCCAAGAGUCCAUCAGCUUCACCAAAGAAGAAGUCACCAAAGAAAUCUCCUAAAAAGGGAAAGAGACCACCCAUGCCUAAAAAGAAGACUCCUUCUCCCAAGAAGUCCAAGGCCCCGAAAGAAAAAGCACCCAAGAGUUCUCCUCCAAAGGGCUCCCCACCCAAGGGCUCUCCACCCAAGGGUUCUGGAGCUAAGGCCGCUGGCCUCCCAAUGAACCUUGUCUUUAACAACAACUUCCCACAGAACAUGAUGAAUGUUGUCGGAGCUCACAACAACGUUAGAGGCAAGGGAGUGCACAUGCCAAACAAUAAUGCCGGAGGAACCCAAAAGGUCACCCAGAGCUACCACGCCACCGGAGGAAUCCAGACUCAGAGUGGUGGUCAAGGAGGACAACAACAGGGCGGCGGACAAGGAGGAAGCCAGGGCGGAUACAAAAGCUGGGGUGGUUCUCGAUAUACCAACAUCCACUCAGUAAAAUACCCAAGCAAUGAUGUCACAGUCAUCGGAAGUGGAAACGAGGUUCAUACCGUUGCUGGGUUAUAUAAUAAUGUAAAAUAUCAGAAGAAAGUUGCUCCCAAGCCAGAUCCCGUACAGGGAAUGCAGUUUAAACUUCUACUGAAUUUGCUCCAGAAAAUGGUUGUAAAAGUUAACCAUGCCCCACAAACAACACCUGCAACAGAAACUACUACUACUACCACUGAAGCUACAACAACUCCAGCAGAAACCACUACAACUACCGAGGCUACCACCACUACUACCACAACAGAGGCGACCACAACCACAACUGAAGCCACAACCACCACCCCAGAACCUACAACCACAACUACAGAGGCAACCACUACAGCGUUCUCUUUAGCUCAAAAUUCAAUGCUGUUAGAAGCUCUUUUAGCGCAGCUCACUGGCAGUUCUAAUGUACAGACACAACAGGCUGCCGUUCUAGACCUCUACGGACGAGGAGGACAGAAAUCAGUUUCCAUGUCUGCUAACUCAGGAGCAGGUCAACAAGCCACUUUGGACAUCUUGGGUGCCUUGCAACAAGCUCCCACCACUCCUCCACCAUAUCUUGAUCCAGUGGCCCAGCUUGACCUUCUUGCAGCUGGUGGAACUAUCUCAAAUUCGUACGCCGCUCCUGGUGCCUCACUCCCUGGAGUCACCUCUGCCCCUGCCGGUACUGCCGGAGGAGUUGAUCUCGGCUGGCUGGCUAAGUAUAUGCCUCAACUUGCUCUUCACAAACGGGCCCCAGUCAAAGUCAUCUCUGGGGGUUACGGUAAAAGGAAGAUUGGACAACAAACAACUGCAGAUCAGAUCACAGGCAUGGUGAGGAACAGGUUGGUUCUCUGUUUGGUUGGAUUCCUCCCUCUAAUACAGGGGUGGUAUCAGAACCAAAAUCAAAACUCAAAUGUUAACAUCAAUACGAAUUCCCCGGAGCCUUUUGUUUUCGUCAGUCAUUCUAAUACAGCUUCGUACCCAAACACAAAUGUUGUUACCCACACUCAAGGUACGCAUGAUACUCACGUCAGAUUGAAUUUCCAUGCGCCGAUCACCAAUAGCUUCAGUCCAACUCUUUCCAUAGGAGGAGGUUGGGGCCCAGCUAGGACACCGUCAGCUCCCAAAACUCCAAAGGCACCUAAAAAGUCACCCACACCAAAGAAAUCACCAAAAAAGAUGAAGCUUCCUAAAAAGAAAGCACCAGCUCCACCCAAAGCCAAGAAUCCUGCUCCUCCUACCACCAUCCCUCCAAUCCCAACAACAACCCCACAAAAGGCUCCGAAAAAGGCACCAAAGAAAAAAUCUGGAGGUUCUCCUAAGAAGAAGAAGGUAUCGAAUCCACCUUCAAAAGGGGGGCCAGUAUACCCACCACAAAGACCGCAGUCUCACUUUGUUAAUAUUAAAUCUAUUAGAUAUCCCAGCAAUAAAGUGACCGUUAUAGGACAUCAAAACGAGGUCCACACAGUUGCUGGAUUAAGAAACAACAUAAAAUAUCAAAAGAAAGUGAUGCCACAGCCAAGUCCCAACCCAAAUAUGCAAAUUUUGUUGAACCUCUUGCAAAAAAUGAUUGUGAAAGUAAACAAAAAGCCUGUUCCAACAACAACAACUACUACUGCAGCCCCUGAAACAACUACAACCACAACUCAAGCAACGACCACUGAAGCCACAACUACCACCACAGAAGCUACCACAACCACCACUACUCCUGCCCUAACAACCACACCAACUACCACUACAACCACUGCCGCUACAACAACAACAACUGCACUUCCAUUCCCAACCUACACGAUCGAACCUAUCAACCAACAGUCUCUUCUGAUGGAGGCCUUACUCUCACAUAUGUUAGAACCUAGUGCUGGAAGUUCGGCUUCUCUUAACUACAUAGGGAAUACGGGAAAACAAGUAUCAUUGAACAGUGGUACAGCUUCACAGAGCAGUUCUUUGUUGAGCAACCAUGGUCUAUCAUCUCAAGCAGCUACUGGUUCUCAGACCAACACAGGACAAGGAUCUCAAAUGGGAUUAGGAGCUGGAUUUGGAAACUCCGUGGCUCUUGAUGUAUAUGCUGCAGCAUUGGCAAAUCAAGCUACCUCACCUAACCCUCUGUUGGACCCCUUACAGUUACCAGGUGUCCUCUCUGGGUCACCAGGAGGAGGAGCUAACACUGCCCCGGCCGACUUGGCCUGGCUACAGAACUACAUUCCACAACUAGCACUCACCAAGCACGGAAAGGUUGCUGUUGUUAAAAAACUGGCCAAUAAGAGCAAAACGAAAGCCUUCAUAAGCAAGAAACUAUCCGUUUAAAGUGGAAAAUUCAGUAUUAAGACAAGUGUGUAAAAGUUCGGACGUAAGCGGAUGCAAGAAGACUGUGUUUGUACAUAUACCUCAGGAUACGAUUUCGUUAUAUAAUUGUUCUUAAAUUAUUUCACUUUUAAAUGUUAAUUUAUUUAUAGUAUUUAUUCAUGACUAAUAAAUUAUUGCACAUAA
Saccostrea echinata is the source of this 3307-nucleotide messenger RNA. RefSeq names its product mucin-5AC-like. Bases 56 to 3124 code for a protein of 1022 amino acids. NCBI's taxonomy places the organism in Eukaryota, Metazoa, Mollusca, Bivalvia, Ostreida, Ostreidae. The transcript has 4 exons. The record is from RefSeq and is a predicted model, not a curated record.